AUGGCGGAUAACACCGAUAACCGGAGAACGUUAUGGGGAGUUCCAGAGAAGCUUCAGCUUCACAUAGCGAUGCUUACGUUGCAGUUCGGUUACGCCGGAUUCCACGUGGUCUCGAGAGCUGCUCUCAACAUGGGAAUCAGCAAACUUGUCUUCCCUGUUUAUCGUAACAUCAUCGCGUUGCUUCUUCUCCUUCCCUUCGCUUACUUCCUCGAAAAGAAGGAGAGACCAGCGAUUACUCUAAACUUUCUCAUCCAGUUCUUCUUUUUGGCACUCAUCGGGAUCGAGAAAGUUAGAAUAAACAGAAGAGACGGUAUCUCCAAAGUCUUGGGAACAGCUCUUUGCGUGGCCGGAGCUUCCGUCAUCACUCUCUACAAGGGUCCCACCAUCUACACUCCGGCCAGCCACCUCCACGCUCACCUCCUCACGACCAACUCCGCCGUGUUAGCGCCGUUAGGAGACGCCGCGCCGAAAAACUGGACCCUUGGCUGCAUCUACCUGAUCGGGCACUGUCUCUCGUGGUCCGGUUGGCUCGUUUUUCAAGCUCCCGUUCUUAAAUCUUAUCCGGCGAGGCUCUCGGUUACUUCUUAUACUUGUUUCUUCGGAAUCAUUCAGUUCUUGAUCAUCGCUGCUUUCUGUGAAAGAGAUUCUCAGGCUUGGAUUUUCCACUCCGGUUGGGAGCUUUUCACCAUCCUCUACGCCGGAAUCGUAGCGUCUGGAAUCGCGUUUGCGGUUCAGAUUUGGUGUAUUGACAGAGGGGGUCCAGUCUUCGUUGCUGUUUACCAACCUGUUCAGACUUUGGUCGUUGCCAUUAUGGCUUCCAUUGCUUUAGGCGAAGAGUUUUACUUGGGCGGGAUUAUUGGAGCUGUGCUGAUCAUAGCGGGACUAUACUUUGUGCUGUACGGUAAGAGCGAGGAGAGGAAAUUUGCAGCUCUUGAAAAGGCGGCGAUCCAGUCCUCCGCGGAGCAUGGUAUCGAACGUGCGCCCGUUUCUCGCAGCUCCAUCAAAUCGUCGAUCACUGCUCCACUGCUCCAUCAGUCAACGGACAAUGUUUGA
Molecule: messenger RNA, 1053 nt
Organism: Thlaspi arvense
Lineage: Eukaryota; Viridiplantae; Streptophyta; Magnoliopsida; Brassicales; Brassicaceae
Source: the annotation of a GenBank genome assembly